Sycon ciliatum is the source of this 1837-nucleotide messenger RNA. Its product is annotated as peroxisomal acyl-coenzyme A oxidase 3-like. The record is from RefSeq and is a predicted model, not a curated record. Gene Ontology annotation, biological process: fatty acid beta-oxidation using acyl-CoA oxidase; lipid homeostasis. Gene Ontology annotation, molecular function: fatty acid binding; FAD binding; pristanoyl-CoA oxidase activity. NCBI's taxonomy places the organism in Eukaryota, Metazoa, Porifera, Calcarea, Leucosolenida, Sycettidae. Gene Ontology annotation, cellular component: peroxisome.
CAAUGGCGAUUGUUCCCACCGCUGGCAGGAUCCAUUGUCCUUAACCACUUCAGUACUGCACUGUUCAGGCAGUUAGUCCGCCUGCGUAUGGCAAUGAUGACUGGUGACAAAAGUGAGGAGAUUUCGGAGCUUGGCCGUGAGAUUCACGCACUGUCAUCGGCGUCCAAGCCACUGUCUUCGUGGACGGCUCGUGACGCCAUCCAGGAGUGCCGUGAGGCGUGCGGUGGUCACGGCUACUUGGCUGUGAAUCGUAUCGGAGCACUGCGUGACGACAACGACCCUAACUGUACGUACGAGGGCGACAACAACGUCCUGCUGCAGCAGACCAGCAACUACCUGCUGGGAAUGUACGACGAAAUCAGAGCGGGCCGUUCUGUGUCGUCGCCGGCACAUUCCGUCGACUUCCUCAACAACAUGUCGGCAAUCGAGCGCACGCACUUUGCACCUCAGUCGGUGAACGACUGCCGGCGCGGUGAUGUGAUCGUCAAGGCGUACGAAUGGCUCGUCUGCUUCUUGCUCAAGGAGAGUCACGUCAAGAUGACCGCGCAGCUGCGCAAGGGAAAGAAUGCCUUUGAAGCCCGCAACGACAGUCAGGCGUACUACUGCCGCUCUCUGGCGUUUGCGUACAUUGAGUACGUGGCCAUUAGCUGGUUUCAUGAGCUGGCCUUCGUGGACCCCGAGACACCGGCAGAGUUUCGACCAGUGCUGCAGCUCUGCCAUCUGCUGUACGGUUACUGGUGCAUGCAUAAGCACCUGGCCAUCUUCUACCAAGGAGGUUACUUUGUGGACAAGAAUGCUGGCAAGGUGGUGAACGACAUCAUCAUUCAGCUCUGCUCCGAGAUGAAGAAAGACGCUGUGUCGCUAGCUGAUGUCUUUGCUCCACCAGAUCACAUGCUUCGCUCACCCAUCGGUCACAGUAGUGGACAGGCAUACCGGGAACUCUACCAGGCGGUUAUGACGUCGCCCGGUGCACUCACUCGGCCCGCCUGGUGGCCAGUGUUCUGCAGCGACAAGCCCCAGCAUGCCUCCAGGUCGGAGUGGAGGGACGAGCUGCAGAAGCGCGAGGACGCACGCGAGGCCGCGAGCGACGCAGCCGCUGCUGCCGCUCCGUCUAAACUCUAGACCCGAUGAUGAUGAUGAGGGAUUAGCAGAUUGGCAUAUGUUUUGUUGUUGUUUUUCGCCCGAUCAUGGCAUACCUGGUGUGCAGCUAGAUGAUAAUUUGCUUCGUCAGGAGAUGCGGAGUUUGGUGUACGGGUUUGUGGUGUGUGUUUAGGAUUGUGCAAUUUGACCUUGUUCCGACGUGUUCUAUUCCCCUACGCUUGACUCUGCCUGAGGUUCAUGUAAUUAAGGGCGUGCAGUCUUGCACUGUAUCUCUUGCUCUCUCUUUCUCUCUCUCUCUCUCUCUCUCUCUCUCUCUCUCUCUCUCUCUCUCUCUCUCCACCUCACACACUCUUAAUCUCUAUAAUGAAGCGUGGUCUCUGCCAGAGGGUAGCAUGACUGCAUGCAGCAGAAGCCACAGUACCUGUAGCAUGAGCUGAAAGUACAUGGCAGCAACGCCACAAGAAGAUAUCCAGUAUGUAGGUUUUUCCAGAUUUAGUUACUCCUUUACCAAACCUUAGUACGUACAUAUGUACAUGAUACCGCGUUCAACCUUAUCGAGGCGACUUACACGAUCGUACCAAACGUUUAUUUAUUUCAAAAUUGUCGCUUUACAAUGAUUUUUAUGAUUCUCUUAUCAUUGCUAGUACUAGUAGUGCUGGGAGGUGUAAGCCGCCAGCCGUUGGGAGGAAAUAAUGCAGAGGCUGCAUAUUGGAUCCAAUACAACAUCACCAGUUCA